UGACUUUGACGCAUGUGCAAAGCGCGCAGUCACAGACCAGUCACUCACUAUGGCUCUUUGCGAAAGGGUUCGGCGUCUCAACUUGGCGAUUUGCCGUCGCUGUUACCGAACGUCUUCAAUUUUUAAUCAAAGGAAGUUAUCCGAUCAGGUUUCUUCAAAACCUAAAGCAAGCGUCAGUGCCGAAUCUUCUGUAGAUCACCCCAUUUACACGCACGAACACUUCGCAUUGAAGGCAUCCCUCAAUAAGAUAAUUGAGCAGGAGAUAAACCCAUUUGUUGACAAGUGGGAAGAGGAGGGAAAGUUUCCGGCCCACAAAAUCUUUAAGAUCCUUGGAAGCGCGGGAUUCUUGGGGGUCAACAAGCCAACAGAGUAUGGCGGCCUGGGUCUUGACUUCAGUUACAGUGUGGCUGUGUCAGAGGAGCUGGGGAACAUUCGCUGUGGAGGGAUCCCCAUGGCCAUCGGCGUGCAGACAGACAUGGCCACACCUGCGCUGGCCAGGUUUGGCUCCCCAGAGUUAAAGAAGGAGUUUUUGUUGCCCUCUAUAAUGGGAGAUAAAGUUGCCUGUCUUGGAGUGAGUGAAGUUGGAGCUGGGUCCGACGUUGCAAGUAUCAAGACAAAAGCUGUGCGGAAAGGGGACGAGCUUGUUGUAAAUGGGGGGAAGAUGUGGACCACCAACGGGACCCAGGCUGACUGGAUGUGUCUCCUGGCCAACACCAGCGAUGGACCUCUGCACAGGAACAAAAGCCUCAUAUGCCUGCCAAUGAACCUGCCUGGGAUCCACAUUGCGAGGAAAAUUGACAAGAUGGGAAUGAGGUCGUCGGACACGGCCGAGGUGUUCUUCGAUGACGUGCGGGUGCCGUGCCAGAACAUCAUUGGCCAGGAGGGCAUGGGCUUCACGUACCAGAUGCUGCAGUUCCAGGAAGAGAGGCUCUGGGGGGUGGCCAAUAUUUUGACCAUGAUGGAGCUCGUUGUCCAGGAAACCGUCCAGUACACCAAGCAGCGCAAGAUCUUCAACCAGCCCGUCCUGCACCAUCAGGCCGUCCACUUCCGCCUGGCGGAGUUGGAGACGGAGGUCGAGCUGCUUCGCUCGCUGCUCUAUCGUGCCACAGCCCUGUAUAUAAAAGGCAACGAUGUGACCAAGCUCGCCUCCAUGGCCAAGCUGAAGGCAGGACGCCUGGCCCGGGAAUUAGGGGACAGCUGCCUGCAGUUUUGGGGAGGGAUGGGGUUCACAAGUGACGUUCUUGUCAGCAGGUUUUACAGGGACUCCAGACUAAUGUCCAUUGGAGCUGGAGCUGAUGAAGUCAUGCUGUCCAUCAUAUGCAAGUACAUGGACACCCUGCCCAGGAAAUGAUGUAAUCGACCCAGCUACUUAACAUGGGAUUUUUCAAACACAAUGACAAUAAGUGCACUUCAUUGUCCUUCAACUCAUAUAAUCAAAAUAAUUUGUUACUUUUCAGCUAAAGCUCAUAUGUAAAAUAAGACUUUGAAUGACUGUUAUUCUUAUUAAUUCUUUCAGUGUGGAAGAAAGCCAUU
Molecule: messenger RNA, 1533 nt
Organism: Megalops cyprinoides (Indo-Pacific tarpon)
Lineage: Eukaryota; Metazoa; Chordata; Actinopteri; Elopiformes; Megalopidae
Exons: 9
Coding region: 50-1351 (433 amino acids)
Biological process (GO): fatty acid beta-oxidation using acyl-CoA dehydrogenase
Molecular function (GO): flavin adenine dinucleotide binding; acyl-CoA dehydrogenase activity
Source: RefSeq, a predicted model, not a curated record